CUUCACAGCGGAGACACUCAAACAGAUAUCUGAGAGGACAGAAAACAACUAACCAGUCACAUCGAAGGCCAUUGAAAUCAGUUGCCAGAGUUGAGGCCAUGGGGUUCCUGAGGGCUUCCCUGUUCCUGGUGUUGAUGUGUGCCACAGUGGUGGUACACGGUCAACCGGCCAACAUUGAGUCUCGUUAUCAACAAUUCCUCCGACAGCACGUCAAGGGGGAUAUGACAAUGCAAAAGUGUCAGGGUGUGAUGGGCUACUUGGAGUUGACCGAGUCUGAUGGCAAAACCUGCAAAGUGAAAAACACCUUCAUUAAAGCCAAUUCAAAUCAGGUCAGGGCCAUUUGUACUGGUGGUGGCACACCUAGGGGCAGGGAUCAGGUUCAAAGCACCAACAGCUUCCCUGUAAUCAUAUGUAGACACAUAGGUGGGGAUCGUUAUCCCCACUGUAGAUACAGGGGUUCUCCACCGUCCACCAGGAAAGUUGUCAUUGCUUGUGAACAGGAAUGGCCAGUGCACUAUGGGGGCGAUAUUAUUGUUGUCUAAUUAAGAUGAUUGAUAUGAAGUGGCUCUUUAAAAUAAAUAAUUAAUUUGCCACCUGAA
This is a messenger RNA of Salmo salar (Atlantic salmon), 599 nucleotides long. RefSeq names its product ribonuclease-like 3. Gene Ontology annotation, biological process: defense response to Gram-negative bacterium; defense response to Gram-positive bacterium; angiogenesis. The record is from RefSeq and is a predicted model, not a curated record. NCBI's taxonomy places the organism in Eukaryota, Metazoa, Chordata, Actinopteri, Salmoniformes, Salmonidae. Gene Ontology annotation, molecular function: nucleic acid binding; RNA nuclease activity.